AUGUCAACUUUACCUCCAUUGUCAUUAUUAGCAUUGAAUGUGAAGAAUCUGUUUGAUGAUGGCAGGUUCAAAGAAGCCUUAGAAUGGUUACCGAUCAGUGAGCAUGCACAUGUGAAUCGGUUCAGAUUUGAUGCAGACAAACACCGUGCUUUAGGUAGCUUAUUGCUUCGACGUUACUUCUUUUCCAAGUUUCUCGGCGUACCCUGGAAGGAGCUAUGUUUUGAUCGUCGUCCAGGAAGUAAACCUACGUUGAAAAUAGGAAAUGACACUUGGGUAGAUUACAAUACAUCGCAUGAGGGAGAGUGGGUGGUGUUUGUGGCUACCAGUAGACCGGGUCUGGUAGUCGGUAUCGAUUGCGUUCGGAUCGAUAUUCCGCUACAUACAGACAUUCCUCAAUUUUUGAGAUCUUUUCAAUCGCAGCUUUCAACCGAGGAAAUUGAAUGGAUAUUUUAUACCAAUGAGGAGAACAAUAUGCUAAAGAGAUUCUAUGAGUUAUGGGGGUGUAAGGAGAGUUAUGUCAAGGCAAUUGGAGUAGGACUCCAACGGGACCUUGAUACAUUGAGUUUCAAAAACAAGACGGAGAAAGAGGCUUGGAUAGUCAUGCAAGAAGAUAAUUGGGGAUACCAUCUUUCAGACCUCGAUAAUGAUACAAUAGUUGUCGUGUGUUCAGGGUAUCCUGAUAAACGACCUCUAGAUCACGACAUUUUAGCCUUUUGUGCAACAACUCGACCAUUAGGAGCAACCUACCAUCAGCAAGCACCCUUUGAGUUGGUGCGAUGGGAGGCACUCUCAAACUAUCUUCAUUAA
Messenger RNA from Phycomyces blakesleeanus NRRL 1555(-), 807 nucleotides. RefSeq lists its product as hypothetical. NCBI's taxonomy places the organism in Eukaryota, Fungi, Mucoromycota, Mucoromycetes, Mucorales, Phycomycetaceae. Gene Ontology annotation, molecular function: magnesium ion binding; holo-[acyl-carrier-protein] synthase activity. Gene Ontology annotation, cellular component: cytosol. The record is from RefSeq and is a predicted model, not a curated record. The coding region runs from base 1 to 807 and encodes 268 amino acids. The transcript is spliced from 5 exons.